Messenger RNA from Clupea harengus (Atlantic herring), 5283 nucleotides. RefSeq names its product sema domain, seven thrombospondin repeats (type 1 and type 1-like), transmembrane domain (TM) and short cytoplasmic domain, (semaphorin) 5A (gene sema5a). Bases 564 to 3944 code for a protein of 1126 amino acids. Gene Ontology annotation, molecular function: semaphorin receptor binding; chemorepellent activity. The record is from RefSeq and is a predicted model, not a curated record. Lineage: Eukaryota; Metazoa; Chordata; Actinopteri; Clupeiformes; Clupeidae. Gene Ontology annotation, biological process: semaphorin-plexin signaling pathway; neural crest cell migration; axon guidance. Gene Ontology annotation, cellular component: plasma membrane. The transcript is spliced from 22 exons.
AGCGGAGCUCGCCUUGGAAGGGACCAUUCACUGUCCGAGUCCAUAGACGCGGCAAAGUGGGGGCGCAGUCUAUUCCUCCUAAAUCUGCCCGUACCAGCAGUGUCAGUUCGACGAGAGCUGAGUGAAUUUCAGGUCUGCAAGACUGUGUACGCCUGGCUUCCGUCAAACUUUGGGUCUUUUACUCACGUUUCUACUCUGUGCACACAGUGACCGUGUCCUUUGUUUCGCUGUCAAGCAAAGCAUCGGUUUCUCGUUACAAACCCUGUUUCAAGGAGACCGGGGGCAAAACACACCGGUCCAAGGGUAAGCUGUGAGUCCAUUGCGAUCUACCCGGGGACUGAUACGGAGUAAUUUGGCUGUCGAUGUGGAUAGCACAGAGAAACUGGAAUUACUUUAACUUUAUACUGAACUGCUUCAUUGCAUUUUCUGGCACUUGCUGAUCUAAACCUUCGUUGCCGUUUGGAAAAAACUGGAAUUUGGAGACUUUACCUGGUGUUGUUUGCAGAUGCCCAGAGCCUGGCGCUGGGGCGUGUGGAGUAGUGAGCAGUGCCUGCCGGCUCCCCAUGGCUCUCCCUGCGGCAGGAGCCCCCGUGGUCCCCGCGCCCACCCCAGCCUCAGCCUCAGCCUCAGCCUCAUCCGCAGCCCCUUCCCCAGCCGCAGCUCUGCUCCCAUCCCUGGCCCGCUUCCUGCCCCUCCUGCUGGGCAUACAGCUGCUGCUGCUGCUCCCGCUGCCCACCCUGGGUGGCGCCGCCGUGGGCAGAGGGCUCAGAGCGCCCGCAGCCUUGGCCUCCGGAGCGCCAGACUCCCCCUGCCACAGAGCUGAACACCCGCUCAUCUCACACACAGACAUUGAGCCGUGGAUCCACAGGUUCUCCUCUAGGGGCACGGUGGAUUACUCACAGCUGACCUUUGACCCCGGCCAGAACGAACUGAUUGUCGGAGCAAGAAAUCAUCUCUUCAGGCUUCGUUUGGAGGAUCUCGCAUUGAUCCAGGAGGCUGAGUGGCACUGUGAUGAGUUCACCAAGGGAGCCUGCUUCAGCCGCGGCAAGUCGGAGGAGGAGUGCCAGAACUACAUCCGUGUCCUUCUGGUUAAUGGAGACCGGCUCUUCACCUGUGGCACGAACGCUUUCACCCCCAUUUGCACCAAUCGAACGCUGACCAACCUGACGGAGAUCCAUGACCAGAUCAGUGGUAUGGCCCGCUGCCCCUACAACCCCCUGCACAACUCCACCGCUCUCAUCACCUCCAGCGGAGAGCUGUACGCCGCCACCGCCAUGGACUUCUCCGGCCGGGACCCCGCCAUCUACCGCAGCCUGGGGGGGCUGCCGCCGCUGCGCACCGCCCAGUACAACUCUAAAUGGCUUAAUGAACCCAACUUUGUGUCGUCAUAUGACAUUGGCAACUUUACGUACUUCUUCUUCCGGGAGAACGCGGUGGAACACGACUGCGGCCGCACAGUGUUCUCGCGCGUGGCACGCGUGUGCAAGAACGACAUCGGCGGGCGGUUCCUGCUGGAGGACACGUGGACCACCUUCAUGAAGGCCCGGCUGAACUGCUCACGGCCCGGAGAGAUCCCCUUCACCUACAACGAGCUCCAGGGCACCUUCUUCCUGCCUGAGCUGGAGCUGCUCUACGGCAUCUUCACCACCAACGUGAACAGCAUCGCGGCGUCAGCAGUGUGUGCCUUCAACCUCACCGCUGUCACCCAGGUGUUCAGCGGGCCCUUUAAGUACCAGGAGAACUCGCGCUCGGCGUGGCUACCCUACCCCAACCCCAACCCAGACUUCCAGUGUGGCACCAUAGACUACGGCUCGUACGUUAACCUGACGGAGCGGAACCUGCAGGACGCUCAGAAGUUCAUCCUGAUGCAUGAGGUGGUGCAGCCCACUCUGCCUGUUCCGUACUUCAUGGAGGACAACGUGCGCUUCUCCCACGUGGCUGUGGACGUGGUGCAGGGCAAAGACAUGCUCUUCCACAUCAUCUACCUCGCCACAGAUUACGGCACCAUAAAGAAGGUGCUGUCCCCAGUCAACCAGUCGAUGGGCAGCUGCCUUUUGGACGAGAUUGAGCUCUUCCCUGAGCGCAGGAGGCAGCCCAUCCGCAGCCUGCUCAUCCUUCACAGCCACAGCGAGCUCUACGUCGGGCUCCGGGACCAGGUCAUCAAGGUGCCACUGAUGCGCUGCACUUUCCACAAGAACAGAGAGGCCUGCAUUGGCGCGAGAGACCCCUACUGCGGCUGGGACCUGGUGUUGAAGAAGUGCACUACACUGGAGGAGAGUCUCAGCAUGAGCCAAUGGGAGCAGAGCAUCACCGCGUGCCCCGUGAGGAACGUGACGGUGGACGGAGGCUUUGGCCCGUGGUCAGGGUGGAAGCCGUGUAGCCAUAGCGACGGGGGCAGUGUGGGAGCGUGUGCGUGCAGGACGAGGGCAUGUGACAACCCCAGUCCCAAGUGUGGCGGCCGAGAUUGUGAGGGCCUCAGUGUGGAGGUCGCCAACUGCUCCAGAAACGGCGGCUGGACCCCGUGGACGGCCUGGGCACCCUGCAGCACCAGCUGUGGCAUCGGCUUCCAGGUGCGCCAGCGAGCGUGCAGCAACCCCGCGCCACGCCACGGCGGCAGGGUGUGUGUGGGACAGAACCGCGAGGAGAGGUACUGUAAUGAACAUUUGCCCUGCCCACCUCAUGUGUAUUGGUCAGCCUGGUCGCCAUGGGAACGGUGUUCGGUGCCGUGCGGAGGGGGCAUUCAGUCUCGCAGGAGAACGUGUGAGAACGGCAACGAGUGUCCAGGGUGCAGCCAGGAGUACCAGUCCUGCAACACCCUCCCCUGUCCUGAUCUGAAGAAGACCACUCCAUGGACGCCCUGGACCCCGGUCAACAUCUCGGACAACGGCGGCCAUUAUGAGCAACGCUUCCGCUACACCUGUAAAGCGCGUGUGCCCGACCCCAACCUGCUGGAGGUGGGCAGGCAGCGGAUCGAGAUGCGCUACUGCUCCAGCGACGGCUCCACUGGCUGCUCCACUGAUGGUGAAAUCCUGCGCUCUGGCCGUAUCACAGGCCUGACGUUGAAUGGCGGCUGGUCGGCGUGGGCCUCCUGGUCCCAGUGUAGCCGAGACUGCAGCCAGGGCAUCCGCAGCCGCAAGCGCACCUGCACCAACCCCAAGCCCAAGUACGGAGGCCUCGCCUGCCUGGGGCCUGCUCAGGAGUACCAGGAGUGUAACAUGACACCCUGCCCAGUGGAUGGGGGCUGGUCGUGCUGGUCACCUUGGUCCAAAUGCUCCGUGACGUGUGGAGGAGGGCACUACAUGCGCACACGCACCUGCAGUAACCCCCCACCGGCCUACGGAGGAGACAUCUGCCUUGGACUGCAUACUGAGGAGGCGCUGUGCAACACACAGGCGUGUCCAGAGAGCUGGUCGGACUGGUCCGAGUGGACCCGCUGCGACGCCCAGGGUGCCCAGGGUGCCCAGAGCCGCCUGCGCCACUGCGACGUCCUCUUCCCCACGGGCAACCAGUGCUCGGGCAACAGCAGCGAGACGCGGCCCUGCCCGCCCGACUCCAACUUCAUCCCAGAAAUAUCCAUCGCUCGCUCCAGUCAGGAUGACCGGCGGUGUGGAGACUUUAACGUGUUCCACAUGAUCGCAGUGGGACUGAGCAGCUCUAUAUUAGGUUGCCUGGUGACUUUGCUGGUGUACACCUACUGCCAGAGAUAUCAGCAGCAAUCCCACGAUGCAACGGUGAUCCACCCAAUCUCGGCAGCACCCCUGAACACCAGCAUCACCAACCACAUCAACAAGCUGGACAAGUAUGACUCUGUGGAAGCCAUUAAGGCAUUCAAUAAGAAUAACCUGAUACUGGAGGAAAGAAACAAGUACUUCAACCCUCAGCUUGCCGGAAAAACAUACACCAACGCAUACUUCACAGACGUGAAUACCUACGACGACUAUUAAAGGGAUUACAUGUGACCAGUGCUGUUUGGACGGAUACCCAAGUAUCUGCAUCACCAUCACCAUCACCCAUCACCUCAUGCUUACUGUAGUAGAUUUGUCCUUCUGUUUUUUUUUGUGCUUUUUUGUGGUCUUUUAUGAGAUGUGAGAAACCUUCAAUGUGGGACCAUGUUACUGACCUCUGCCAGCCGACGCGUAUUCAAUACUGUGAGACUCGCAUCCACACCAACUGGGCAAGUUAGUGUGGAAGUUCGACGUCAGUUAGUGUCUCUUCAGGUGCCUCUGGGAGUUCUCCAGGAGUAAACUACCGCUGAGAAUACUCGCUGUUCAGCUCUCACUCGCAUACCGGACAGAGGCAAAACCCUGGAAUGAAGUUUUUUUUUUCUCUCCAGAAAAAAAAAUCUAAAUAAAAUGAACUUGAAGAGGGAAUAAUCACUGUUUUGAUCCCUGUGAACUAUAUGGAGCCUGACUAAAUAAAACGAUAAACUAAAAUGUCCUUUUUGUCUUUAGCGGAUGAUGACGCCACAGGAGUGCUUUGCAUGACUUCAUCGGAUGUGUCCUCGGUUGCUUCAUGUCUUUGCAUGGUUGAUCGCAUUCCAGUGUCUGGGGCCUUGUCAUCCUGGAGACAGCUCUGUCUGUUUGUGCUGAGUCAGCAAGCCCCUGUGCCUCGCUGAGGACCCCUCCGGGGUGCCCAGCGCUUUUGCCCGCCCAGAAAGAAGAGUUUGGCCGAGCCAGACUUAGUCAGACAAUCAUGGUGUAGAUACAGUACUAAGGGGGGCGCUGGCUAGUUCUGCUCUGUAGCCAAUGGAGGCUCUUGUUAAUUGAAAUUUGAUGGUUGAAAUAUCAAUGUUUUUGUUGUAUAGUGAACUCACUACGAACUGUAUGUCUGUUGUAGCUUUCUUCAGUUUUAACCAUUAAACUACAGGUUCGUUUGACCAUCGUAACUCAUUCAUUCAAGUCACUCACCUUUGGACUGUAUACAGCGUGAGCUGAAAGUGUGAAACCGUAUAUGAAUAUUUUUCCUUAACAUUUUGAGUAUUACAAGCACAUGGCAAUGUUACAUAGCUUGUUGACAGCAUAGUAAUUGUGCUACACUUGAAAAAGGUGCUCUUUAACACAAGCUAAUUGAUAAUUAUGCCAACUGUUUUUAUUCUUUACUUUGAGAAAAAAAAAAGAAAACCUCUAUCAAAAAAUUACUUUUCUGUUAUAGAACUAAAUAUUCAAUGCUACAUGUUUACUAUUUCUACUAAUUCCGCUUUUGUUUUGUUCUGUUUUGUUUUUACCUGUAAGUUUGGUUCAGCUCGUUUUCAAUGUGCAUAAAUUAAACUCGCUUCAUAUACUU